Molecule: messenger RNA, 1329 nt
Organism: Mya arenaria
Lineage: Eukaryota; Metazoa; Mollusca; Bivalvia; Myida; Myidae
Product: zinc finger protein 271-like
Exons: 9
Coding region: 1-1329 (442 amino acids)
Biological process (GO): regulation of transcription by RNA polymerase II
Cellular component (GO): nucleus
Molecular function (GO): RNA polymerase II transcription regulatory region sequence-specific DNA binding; DNA-binding transcription factor activity, RNA polymerase II-specific
Source: RefSeq, a predicted model, not a curated record
AUGGAACAUACUAUAGCGAGGAAGACGAACAUCUACGCCCAGGAGCAGCUUCUGAGAAACCUGGACACCAUGAGAAAGUACACGUGUAGUAUUUGUGGUCGUGUGAACACGUGUCAACCUAAUCUGGACAAACACAUGCGAACACAUACAGGGGAGAAACCACAUCGAUGUCCAGUUUGUGGUCGAGGGUUCGCAGACAAGAGCAACUUGAUAAAGCAUUAUCGAGCCAGAAGUACCUCAGUUGCCCAGAACAGGAAGGAAACCUUUGUAGAUGGCUCGUCGUUGAGUAUGUUAGGUCUUGGACGGUACAGACAGUGCCCACAGUGUACGAAAGUUGUGCCAUCAAAGUGUGACCUUGUGAAACAUAUGAGAAUCCAUACAGGAGAAAGACCGUUCAAGUGUGAAUACUGCAACGAGACAUUUUCCGUUUCAAGUCAAGACUACCCGACACAGAUCUUGUCAUAUGACGAAGAUUUGGAGUUAAAGGUACCUGGAACGCCCUUCAGAAAAUGCCCGAUAUGUACGAAACUGUGUGAGAGGAUGUUUCCUGGCAAAAAUCUGACUUGUGAAAGUUGCGGAAAGUUCUUUACAGCUCCGUGUCGACUAAAGACGCACAUGCGAACACACACAGGGGAAAAACCAUUCGUUUGCGAUUUUCCAAACUGUACAUUGGCGUUUGCCCAAAACAGUGAGAUUUCAAGCAUGUUAGACGGGAUAGAAGCAACGUUUUGCCCUGGGUGUGGGAAAUCCUUCCCCAGCAAAUGGAAUAGAGACCGACAUUUUCAAAUCGUGCAUGCCAAAGUCAAGCCAUGGCAGUGUCUGGUGAGCGAAUACUGGGGCGAUAUCACCGUGCCGUUUGAUUCGACGUCCACCAAACUACAGAAACGAGCAAGACGUCACGAGUGUGACUUUUGUAAGAAAAAGUUCACAGACAACCAUAACCUACAACAGCAUCGGCGAAUACACACAGGAGAGAGGCCAUUUGAAUGUGAAAUCUGCCAAGCACGGUUUGCAAAUAACCCGCAACAUUUCCUACAAAGUCUGGGCCUGCCGAAGGUGAAGUUCCAGUGUGAGUUUUGCCUGAAGGUCCUCAGUGACAACCACGCCCUCGUCCAGCACCGGCGAAUACACACAGGUGCAGUAACCAAGACAACUACAGCGCGGUACCAGUGCGAGUUCUGUCACAAGGUCAUGUUUAACAACCACGCCCUGGUCCAACACAGGAGGGUGCACACGGGGGAGAAACCGUUCUCAUGUCCCAUGUGCGGGAAGAGCUUCAACACAAAGGGGGGGCUGAAAACACACGCUGUCGUGCACCUGAGAUUAUGA